Spodoptera frugiperda (fall armyworm) is the source of this 3659-nucleotide messenger RNA. RefSeq lists its product as uncharacterized. The record is from RefSeq and is a predicted model, not a curated record. Lineage: Eukaryota; Metazoa; Arthropoda; Insecta; Lepidoptera; Noctuidae. Gene Ontology annotation, cellular component: nucleus. Bases 217 to 2325 code for a protein of 702 amino acids. Gene Ontology annotation, molecular function: zinc ion binding. The transcript is spliced from 2 exons.
UUUGACGUAAACUUGACAUUUUCGUAGCCAGCCAUGUUGUACUUUACGUCUUGUAAUUUUUCGAUGUUAGUUUUGUGAGAUUUGCUUUAUAUUUUACAAAAUAUUGAAUUAAUGUUAUUAAUUGUGGUGCAUCUAAAUCUUAAAAGUGCAACAUAGAGUUUGUUGCGUGACAAAGCCACGAGAUUAGGGUCACGAUAGCAAAGAAAACAUUACAAAAUGGCCAAGAAAAAGGUAAAAUCUAAAGCGAAACAACCGCCUAAGUCAUCAAUUCCUGAGAAUAUAACUUCAAAAGUACUAGCCGAAACGUACAGUACACCAUCUCCACCAGUUUUUAUGAAAGUGUGCCGACUGUGUGAAAGUAAAGAUGGACCUUUUUUGAAUAUUUUUGAUGCUGACAAAGUCACUGCUAAAAAGAUUGAGGAACUAAUGCCUUUUGGGAUUGCAGAAAAUGAUGAUCUCCCACACAAAAUAUGUUUCCGUUGCUCAGCAAAAUUAGAAGAACUCUAUGAAUUUAUACAAAAAUGUAUUAAAACACAAGAAAAUUUACGGACAGAAUUGGGUAAGACAGGUCCAUUCAUUACUAAAGCCAAAACGGUAAAAGUAUGGGAAGAAAAGUUAAAUAAAAACAAUAUGAGUAAUGAUGAUAUCUGUGAUGCUUUAAUAAAAAAAGCCAUGGAGGGUAUUAAAAAUCUACCUGCUAGUUCAUCUGUAGAAGAAGCACCAGUUCCACCGGUUAAACGAGUUACCCGAAGAACUGAAACAGCUGCAGUCAAAACUGAAACAGUUUCAGACAAUGAAGAUGGUAACAUUAGUCUUAAAGAUGUUAAGUCAGAAAUGCUGAAGAAUAGAGAUAAAGUACCUGCUAGUAAACCAGGUAAAACUGUUAGUAAUAAUGUAGAACCAAUAAUGCCUGGUAGUGUUAAAAAUUCCCAAAAGGAAGAAACUCAGCCUGGUAAUAAAUCCAAGAACAAUGCUCUGGUAAAUAACUUUAGUUUUGAUUAUGUAGAAGACAAACCGCGAAGUGACAAUGUUGAGAAAAAACCCAACAAGCCAGCGGAAAAACCAUUUAAUAUUAUGGAUUACAUCAGCAUGAUUAAAGUGAAUGGAGUAGGUGUAUUAUUUCAGUGUAAGUUGUGCAACAGAAACUUUUUAAAAAAAGAAGUAGUGGAAUCUCAUCUUUGUGCUAAAAAUGGAGUACCUAAAGUGGAAACUCCUAAAACAGUGCCCGUGCAAGAAGCACCUAAAGGCCCAACAGUUAAAUACAUUACACUUGACAAUACAGCAAAAAAAUCACAGCCAUGGAAGUACAAUGAAAAUAGCAAUGGUUCUAGUACAGAUAGUGAGAAGUCGAGUGGAGAGGAGAACAAACAACAAGAGCAAAAAGUUCAAUCUGCUCCAAUAGCAAAACCUAAGCCUAGAGCUGGACCUGCUAGCAAAACGAGACGUGUGGAAAAUGAUAACGCUCAUCCAGGGCCAUCACAUAAUUCUGAUACUCAACCACAAACAAAUGUUCAAUCACCUUCAGUACACAUACCUAGCGCACCAAACUUGAAUGGACGUUUCAAAUUGGUGCCCGGUCCAAACAACAUGUUUACCUUAGUAGAAGAUACAACAGCUCCAGUAGUAGAAAAUCAUAAGAGUAAAAAGCGUAAAGCUGAAACAGAAUCAGAAGUAAGAACGAAGGAGCAUAAGAGAGAUCAUAAGUCAAAUAGCCCAGAUGUAACUAAUGUAGAAGAAAAAUCAACACCAUACCCUGUUGGAUUAUUCCAAACGGUUGCCCAUUCUGCUCAAAUGUACCAACAACCAAUGGCUACUCCUACAACUGCAUUUACGACACCAGCCAUGAAAAAGCAAUCUUACACAAUAGUCCAAACCGGAAAUCCCAGUAAACUGCUAAUAUCAACGAAAGCUCUAGCCCCACCUAUUGAAGUACCGAAAAAACGUGUAAAAAAAUCGAAACCUGAAGUCCGAGAGGAUGAUGAACCCAAAGAACCAUUUAAAGUAACAUUAGAAGAUGUUGCUCCACCGAAAGAUGCUGGCUUCUUCACAUUUAUCAAUGUUGACCCAUUGUUACAACCUUCAUAUGUUUUACCCACUGAUAAUAUAAUUCAAGAAUCACAAAUUUCAACUUCUUCAGCUGUACAAAAUGCCUCAGAAAAUGUGAGAGACAGCAAAGACAAAGAUAAGUACUCGUGUAAUAUGUGUGGAGAUAGUUUUACAAGGGAGAAGAAGUUAUUAGCUCAUAUACAGUCACAUUAUUCGAAGAUGGAUGAAGAAGACCAGUUAAGGGCUGAAAAGGGGCCUAAGAAAAAGGGUAGGAAAUAGUACCGGCUUUGUUGAGGACAGUGAGAAUUGUCGAUUGUUAUUAUGUGAAAGUGUUGGUACUCAGCCAUUUAUGGAUUAAAUGAAAGUGAACUGGGCGCCAUUGUUGAUGGAGUUCUAAGAUGUCAUCUGGGUAACAAAGACUACAUUACUAUGUUGGCAAAAAACUGACUACAUCUUGAUAAAGUUAAGCUAGCAAUAAAUGUAGUACUGUAUUUUUUAAUAUUAAAAAUAUUGGUUAUUCUUCUUGGAAACUAUUUACUGUGUGAAUAAGUUAUAGCAAUGUCAAUAAUUUUAUUAUUGCUUUGUUAAAUAAAAUACAGAAAAGUUGAAGAAGGAUUUUGUUAUCAAAGAUUAUAUUUUAUGCUAGUGUUGCCAGAACUAAAAAGUCUGGUUGAAAAAACUAUUGACAAUGCAACUUUUAUAGCUGCACAGAUUAUAAGUUAUUGUUUAGCCUUAAAUGUUAUUAAUAUUUAGGCAUUUAAUUAUUAUAUUGUUAAUAAUUAUCAAUGUAUGACAGGUCUAUAUGCUGCCAAGUUGGGUAGUUUAGAUUCUUAAAGUAAUUGUUAAUUUGUCUCAAGAUACUGAAGUAUCAUUCCAUUCUGUACAAUUUGUAUGGUGUUACAUUUAUUUAGGUAUUUUUAUAUUACUUGCAUUAAGUUUAUGAAAACAUUUGUCACCACCUAGUUUUUUACACAGAAGAGACGACUAAGGAACCAUACCCUUAGUAUAAGUUUCCUUUACGUUGAACGAGAUCGUAACGAGAGCACGUUCGGCGCUCUGAUUGGCUGGUUUAUUCGAGCGGGCCACGUAAAGGAAACUCAUACUAAGGGUACUGUGCAUUAGGGUAGCAGCACUCUGAUAUAUAGGAACCUUUUAAACUGACUGUUAGCCCUGCCAUUUGAAGAGAUUUUGGUACACCUUCUUAUUUGAAAAAAAAAAGUGUAUUUAGUGUGCAUCACUAAUUGGAUUCAUAGUGUAAAAUAGUCUUUGUUAUAUUUGUCCAACUUACAAAGAUGCAUGUUUCAUUAUAACUUUCGUGAAACAUACUUAAUUAAUUAUUAUGUUAUCGGCUUACUCACGUAACGGUUUUACGAGGAACUCGACUAGUUUCAAGCCAUGCUAUAUGCGAGUUCCUCGUCAAACCGUUAUGUGAGUAAGCCGAUAACAUAUUGAUUAAAAUGCAUGUUUGGUGUAUUAUGUUGUUUAACCAUUUAAUUCUUUUAAGUUUUUGUUUUUAGAAGCUUUAAUUUCUUUUCCUUUGUGUAUAAAUUUUUAUGUUUAAGUGAAACAGUAAUUAAAACUUGUGAUUUAUCAAGCAUUACUUAAAAUAAGUA